Molecule: messenger RNA, 1394 nt
Organism: Nylanderia fulva
Lineage: Eukaryota; Metazoa; Arthropoda; Insecta; Hymenoptera; Formicidae
Gene: Coprox
Product: oxygen-dependent coproporphyrinogen-III oxidase
Cellular component (GO): cytoplasm
Molecular function (GO): coproporphyrinogen oxidase activity
Source: RefSeq, a predicted model, not a curated record
AGUGAGUUUCUAACCUCGUGAAACUAAUUGAAUAUUUCAAAACUUCAAUAUUUUCUUCUUGAAAUUCGUGUCCAUUUUUUAUUUAAUAGAAUAUUAAUACACAUAAUUGAAAAGAAUGGCUACAAAUAUCCUUUUAAGGAAUUGGAAAAACCUAUGUGGCCACAGUAUAAACUGCUACAUUACAUGGAGCAAAUCAAAACAUCUCAAGCAUAUUGGAACAGGAAUCUUGACAGGACUCGCAGCCUAUAGUGUAUCUAAUGUCACCACAGUUUUUGCAGCGCACAAAGAUUUGCACAAUUAUGUUAAAACUUUUAUGGCAAAGCCUAUCACGUCUGUCGAGAAAUUACAGGAGGAUCAGAAUAACAUGAGGACGAAAAUGGAGCUGCUGGUGAUGAAGACACAAGCAGAUUUCUGCAGAGCCCUUGAAUCGUUGGAGAACGAUGGAUCCACUUUCAGAGUGGAUCGCUGGUCCAGGAAAGAGGGUGGUGGCGGUAUCACCUGCGUGCUACAAGAUGGGCAAGUAUUCGAGAAAGCUGGCGUUAAUGUCUCUGUGGUGAAUGGCAUAUUGCCACCUAAUGCGAUUACACAGAUGAGAGCACGUGGCAAGAAGAUGGAAGACUCUGUACCCUUCUUCGCCGCAGGCGUAAGUGCUGUAAUUCAUCCACGCAAUCCUAUGAUUCCUACGAUUCAUUUCAACUAUCGUUACUUUGAGAUAGAGAAUUCAGAUGGUACCACACAAUGGUGGUUCGGAGGCGGCACGGAUCUCACGCCGUAUUACCUGAACGAGGAGGACGUCGAGCAUUUCCAUAAAACGUUGAAGACCGCUUGCGACAAGCACGACCCUUCCUACUACGCCAGGUUCAAGAAGUGGUGCGACGAUUACUUCUACAUCAAACAUCGUAAAGAACGACGCGGCGUAGGCGGGAUAUUUUUCGACGACCUGGACAAUCCAAGUCAGAACGAGGCGUUUCAGUUCGUGACCUCGUGUGCCGAGGCAGUCAUUCCGUCAUAUAUUCCCUUGGUGAAGAAGCACAAGGACGACGGCUACGGAUACCACGAGAGACAAUGGCAAUUAUUGCGACGAGGUAGAUACGUCGAGUUUAAUUUGAUCUAUGAUCGAGGAACCAAAUUCGGCCUAUAUACACCUGGGGCGCGAUACGAAAGCAUCCUCAUGUCUCUGCCCUUGAAUGCCAAAUGGGAGUACAUGCAGGAGCCCAAAGACGGCUCGAAGGAAUCGCAGCUUUUGGAAGUACUGAAAAAUCCGAAAGAUUGGUUGGACGAACCCAAGUCGAAAGUAUAUGAUCGAGAUCCGAAACAACAGAAGCGUUUAUCAGUUUUGAGAGAUGAGAAUAUAUAGAUGUAUAUAAAUUUAUAUAUUAUAUUUAUAGAUAUAU